Molecule: messenger RNA, 3477 nt
Organism: Manduca sexta (tobacco hornworm)
Lineage: Eukaryota; Metazoa; Arthropoda; Insecta; Lepidoptera; Sphingidae
Exons: 5
Coding region: 1670-3010 (446 amino acids)
Molecular function (GO): protein binding
Source: RefSeq, a predicted model, not a curated record
CCAUUUUCAAUAAUAAAGUUUACCUAUAAAAUAUGAAAAAAUUUUGCAAACAAAAAUAAACACUACGUUAGAGUAAUGAAAGAUCAAAUGUCAAAAUGACUGAUCACAUCAUUGAAAGGGGACACUGACGAAAAGUUUCAACAAAUAUUUUAGAAACAAAAACUUCUUAACAAAAAAUGAAACCGCUUUUAAAAAACACUAAAAUCUAAAAAAUAUUUAAAAUACCAUAAUCAAUAUAAGUAUAGGUUAAACUCAGUAGUUAUAAGUUUUGAGUUGGAGACUAUAUUAAUUGCUAGCUAAGCUAGAAUACGUGAAAAAGUAUACUAAAACAAUUUUUUUAUUUUAGUACAAAAUAGACUGCCUCAAUGACGUAAUUGUGUUACGCACGCGGUACGACGCUGGUGUUACACCUCUGCCUACCCCUGAAACGGAGAAAAAGUGAAUAAAAAUAGCAUCACAUAAAAUGUCAGUCACAGGAAAGGAAAAUUCGCAAUUUCGUUUACUUAAAAGGACAUGCUUAUUCCAAUUAUUUUAGUUUAAAAGCCAGAUUUUGGUACCAAAAAAAAGACAAGUCGCAUUCGUAGCCUUGUCCCUCUUUUGUAGUCGGUUAAAAGCUAAAAAGCUUGCAUUGCAAUUUAUAGAGUAAUAAAAUCGGAAAAAUUGGAAGAAUUGUUUUAUUUCAAUAUUUUAACAUUCGUGUAAACAUAAAAUAUUAUUAAUCGAAUACCUUCCUACUGUACCAGUGAGGAAGAGAAUAUAUUUAAUAAGAUGUUAUAAAUUAAUCUUCAAAUUACUUACUUAUCUGCCCGCGUUAGAUUUCGGUCACUAAGUAACCGAAGCAGACAGCUGUAAUUAUACAGCACGGUACAUUAGCACGGGUGCCGCAGAGCAUAUCGCACGCACGCGAGCCGAUGCGCUUUACCGAGCGCAGUUCCUGCUACUUUCCUCCUUACUUUGUUGCUCGCAUAAAGUGUUACUUGGCGUAAAAUUACACCGAGAUGCACAUUCGUAAUUAACCGUAAUUGUCCUCUAAUGGCGGUGUAUUAGCCUUCCGCGGGCUAUCUUGUAACGCUGCGAACUUGUUACAUAAACUUUAAAAGGGCCAUUUAUUACACGCACUAUACCGUUUUAUAGUAAAGGUGUGUUUACGCGGCAUGCGUUUCCUAUAACGCCGCGUGUGGUGCAUUCUAGCUUUGGCUUCUGAGUUCAACCGUGUUGAAGGUUUUUCUUUGGAAUAUAAAAUAACAUUUUAUUUUGAAUCAAAUAUCUCUAUGAAUUUUAAAUCCAUCGUAUAUAAAAAAAUAAAUAUCAUAAAAUAUGUAAUGAUAGGUAGAUCUGCUUAAUUUAUUGCUUUUACCGGUCGUUCCCCCAAAAAACAAAGGAAGUGCAAAUCGAUUGAAUUAGCAAUGCUCAUUAUGGUUGUCGGAUACAUAAAUUGUGGUUCAAACUUUAACCGGUCCUUAUAAGGAGGUUGACUCACCUUCCCACGACUUGACAUCAACCCUGUGAGUCAUGAAGGCAAAAGGAUUAGCAGACAUGUAAUGUGUAAAGUUGAACCACCCCGUGCCGGUAGCGGCCGCGCAGCCAGCCGUGACGGUGGACCAGCCGCGGAGGCAGCUUGCAUUAGUGGCGCGCGCGUGUUCCGGACACCACCUGGCGAGGGACAGCCAUGAAGAGCCUAUUGAAACGAAUAAAACAGAAGAUUACGUAUAAAGAUUUACCGCCGCCGUACAGUGCCGACGAUAAUGCCGACAAUGAACCAGAGCAACGAGGCUUGGACGAGCCGAAUGAAGCUCCAGUGUGUGAAGUCCUGGAUUUACUAGCAAAUUGUAAAGUAGCCCCUAAGCCGGACGACUCUGAAAACACCGUAGCAGAAUACACUGAGAUCGAUGAUAUGGGCUUGUGGCAUUCGACACCUUUAACCCAUCGACAUAAAUCAAAAAUAUCCUUAACCUGGGUCCUCAAGGAGAAUUUAGACAACAGCAGAUUGUCAACGGAGAAGUUACAAACCGAGGAAAGGAUAAAGAAUACAAUUGGCAAUGACGUCGACAGACGCCAGAGGCACAACCAGAGAUUUAACGAAAAUGAAAUACACGGGAAAUGUAAAAUAAGAGACGCGAGGGAGAGAGUGGUGGGUCGCAAUGAAUAUUACCAUAACCUUAAGUUUAGGAGUGCUUGUGAUGAGUUCAUGAACGGACAUGAUACGUACUCGGACGAAAGUGUGGAUACUGAAGAAUACAUGCGGCGGAAACACAGACAUCGUCACAGGAGAAAGAAAAACAAACAAAACGGAACCUUCGGAUACGACAUCAGGGAUUUGGACAGCUUUUUAAGUGAGGCCACAAUCGACCGUCCCGGCAACAUUCCUGUGGUCAUCGCUUACCCGAGCACGCUCUACCAGACGCAAGGCGAGCGACAGCAGGAGCUGAUGCUGCCGCUGGGCACUGUCGUCAACGCGGUGUUCAAGAACGAGCAGUGGCUGUAUGCGCAGACGCCGCACGGACACGAGGGCUACGUGCUGUACAGCGCUUGUCUACCGCUGGGGAUAUUGCCUAAUAGGACAUCGCCGCAGAAGAAAACGCCAUGCUGGGAGAGCAGCACUGACAUCUACCCGCGACCGUGCGGGAACCUCACAGACAACGAAAAGGAACAACUCCGCGGCAGAACACGCUCUGAAUGCCGCUACCAAGCAAGAAGCAGGCGAAAACCCGACAUCUGCCCAGAAAAGGAUUUUGAUAGCUUAUAUUUAAAGACUAAAUCAGUGAACAAUAUAGAUAGGGCGCACGAAAGAGAACAUGAAGUGAAAAGACAGACUUUGUUAGUUGUGAAUAGUGAUUAUAGAGGCAAUGUGUUGGAGAAGACUUUGAGUGUGCAGCAAGGGGAUGUGGUGGUGCUGGCCCAGGGUCGAAGGCUCGAGUCUGAUGUGGAUACAGACUGGUUUUACGUCAAGAAGAAGGACGGCAGUCACGGGUACAUACCGGCGGUCAUAGCGGGCCAUGGAUACAUUUGAUCAUCAAAAUUGAUGUUUAUGUUAUAAAAUGUAUAAGACUGGUUACGCUUAACACACCAAACCGGAGUUACUAAAUCUAAGUCGCGGUAGCUUUUUGUGAUGUCUUGUAGAAACGUAUUACCUGAUAUAAAUCUACCCCCAUGAAAUUGUCAACUACUAAAAAUAUUUCGUAAAUUGUUACCCUGCUUAUGAUUGCUAGCUAAUUUUCUAAUUUCUUACAAGUAAAAUAAAUUACGAGGAAAUUAAAAACUGCAAACAUUUGCUAAAAUAUCGAUAUUUCAUGGCGGAUAUUACAUUUCAGUACGAGAGGCAGCGAAUAUUGAUUGAUUAAAUAAAACAAGCGCAUCGUUUUAGUUAAACGAAUGAAUAACAAAAUUACCGUAUAAUGAAUGCCCAGCAUUGUGUCGUAUUUUAAAUUCUUAUGCACAAAAGAGGGAACAGGGGAAACAAAAAUCAAAUAAAUUAUU